Messenger RNA from Leucoraja erinaceus (little skate), 4523 nucleotides. RefSeq names its product glycogen synthase kinase 3 beta, genome duplicate a (gene gsk3ba). Gene Ontology annotation, cellular component: glutamatergic synapse; axon; cytosol. Bases 700 to 1965 code for a protein of 421 amino acids. NCBI's taxonomy places the organism in Eukaryota, Metazoa, Chordata, Chondrichthyes, Rajiformes, Rajidae. The record is from RefSeq and is a predicted model, not a curated record. The transcript has 11 exons. Gene Ontology annotation, biological process: insulin receptor signaling pathway; regulation of microtubule cytoskeleton organization; protein phosphorylation. Gene Ontology annotation, molecular function: tau-protein kinase activity; protein serine/threonine kinase activity; ATP binding.
UCCACCAAACUUGAUCAGCGCCCUGGAAGCACCGCCCACCAGCGCCCAUUGGCUGCGUGGGCGGCCGGCGUGACGCAGGCGUCGCCGGCGGCCUCUGCGAAUGGCCCUCCCUCGCGUCAGUCAUCACGUCGCCGGCAGCAAGUUAGGUGGAACGCUAGGUUACAGCUGCAGUCAGAGGGAGAAAGAGCCAGGCAGAAAAAAUAGUACAAAGACAGCCGAGUGAAUUAGGGAGGGGUUUUAACCGUUUUAAUUUGGGUAAGAACACGGGUUUGCCCCCCUCAGAAAUCGCUUUAAUUUUUUUUACCGUCUGAGGUGCGAAUGGGCAUUUGAAGUCUGGAAAAAAUAAGCCGAGAAAUUAAAAAAGGAAAAAAAUUACCUCAGGAUUGAAUUGAACUGAAGGAUCCGCCAUGGCAGGAACCACCACCAUCAUCAUCAUCACCAUCCUGCAUUGAGCUCAGUCAAGAUACAUGUAGAGCUCUCAGAUCAUUCAGAUUUAUUUCUGGCGAUUCGUUUCCUAAAAGGAAAAGGAAUUAAAAAUUGUUUUUUUACAGAACUAAUUUGUCUGGGAGGAAUUUACGCGAUGAAACCCGGUGGACAGGAUUAAAAUUAAGAAAGAGGGGGAAGAAAAUAAAGGAACGUAGAAGUGUCUUUUUAAAAAAUAUAUAUGUUUGAAAAAUUAGAUGUCGCUUUAAAGUAAUCAUGAGUGGUCGACCCAGGACAACGUCUUUUGCUGAGAGCUGCAAACCUGUGCAGCAGCCGUCUGCUUUUGGAAGCAUGAAAGUCAGCAGGGACAAAGAUGGCAGUAAGGUGACAACAGUGGUGGCAACACCGGGACAAGGCCCGGACAGGCCGCAGGAAGUCAGCUACACUGACACCAAGGUGAUUGGUAAUGGUUCCUUUGGCGUGGUUUAUCAGGCGAAACUAUGUGACACAGGAGAGCUGGUGGCCAUCAAAAAGGUUUUGCAAGACAAGAGAUUUAAGAAUCGUGAACUGCAAAUAAUGCGAAAACUGGAUCAUUGUAAUAUCGUCCGAUUACGAUACUUCUUUUACUCGAGUGGAGAAAAGAAAGAUGAAGUGUACCUCAACUUGGUGCUAGACUAUGUUCCGGAAACUGUGUACAGAGUUGCCAGACAUUACAGCCGAGCCAAGCAGACACUCCCGAUGAUUUAUGUAAAAUUAUAUAUGUAUCAGCUGUUCCGGAGUUUAGCAUACAUCCAUUCCUUUGGAAUUUGCCACCGGGAUAUCAAACCACAGAAUCUGCUGCUUGAUCCUGACACAGCUGUGCUAAAACUUUGUGACUUUGGAAGUGCAAAACAAUUGGUGCGUGGUGAACCAAAUGUUUCUUAUAUCUGCUCACGGUACUACAGAGCACCGGAGUUGAUCUUUGGUGCCACCGAUUAUACCUCCAGCAUAGAUGUAUGGUCGGCUGGCUGCGUAUUAGCAGAGCUAUUGCUAGGACAGCCCAUCUUCCCCGGUGAUAGUGGUGUUGAUCAGCUGGUAGAAAUUAUAAAGGUCCUGGGAACACCAACAAGGGAGCAAAUCAGAGAGAUGAAUCCCAACUACACUGAAUUCAAAUUCCCACAGAUCAAGGCACAUCCUUGGACUAAGGUCUUCCGACCCCGCACUCCACCGGAAGCUAUUGCGCUCUGUAGCCGACUGCUGGAAUAUACGCCCACCGCCCGUUUGACACCUCUAGAGGCAUGUGCACAUACAUUCUUUGAUGAACUACGGGACCCAAAUGUCAAGUUACCAAAUGGGCGUGAGAAACCAUUACUGUUCAAUUUCACUACUCAAGAACUGUCGAGCAACCCCGCACUGGCAACAAUCCUUAUCCCCCCUCACAUUCGGAAUCAGCCUCCUGCUUCAACUCCAACGAAUGCUUCCGCAGUGUCAGAUACAAAUGCUGCUGUGGACCGUGGACAGUCAACCAAUGCAGCUUCAGCCUCUGCAUCCAACUCAACCUGAGACAGGGCAAGCCCGCCCACCUCAGAUGUCCAGUCAGCUGCAACCAUGCUGGUCAACCACCAACAAUACAACAACGUCAUUAGUGUUCAUUUUAUUUAAUCUUGUUUUAAACAAAAAAACACGUACAAAUUAAAUACAAAACCAAUCAUUUACUCACUGAAGAGGGAUUGAAAAAGGAAUGUGGGGCAAGGUUAACUCUUCCCUUGACAAUCUUUUAUUGAAGUCUGCCAUUGCGUUCAAAUCUCCCGCGCUCGGGCAAACACUUGAAACACUGAGGUGUGUUUCACUCUGGUGUAGACUUUGGAUUUGGCAAAAAAUCGAUUGGCGUCAGAUUCCCUCCAAAGAAUCUGAGUGAGAAGUGGUCGUAUUUUGGUAUGGGUGGUAAGCUUUAUCCGUACCAGCACAAAUGGACAAUACAGAUCCACUCUGGCAAUCACUGUUACACAAAAAGCAAAGACUGCAGUCACCAUAAUAUCCCCCCUGGUGAGGAGAGGUUUGACCUUUUUUGUCACUUGAUUAUUUAACUGUUCAGGACUAAUUGUGAUCCAAUUCUGUACUAGUCCCAUUUAUUUAAAUCGAGUCAUUGCAAAAUCAGUGUAUUGUGUACACCCCAGUUAAAUGUAUAGAACAAAUCCAUAGUAGGUUUCUGAACUACACCAACUGAAAUACAAUCUUGAGUUCUCGAAGGAGUGUAAAAAUUAUCCCACUGAUUUCAGACUUCUUCCCUCUUCUUCCCUGCCCCCACCCUUUUUUAUUUUUUUUGUACAUAAAGUAUGUGGACCUGGGAACUGAUGAGAGUUACAAACAUUCAGGGCAAAUUUUGUUAAUUGUCGGAGAGCUUUUAAAGCCAUAGUUACAAUUCUGUACUAUAGAUGCGGAGACAGUGUACAAGGAAUUAGUGCUGUAUAGUAUCUAGUUUUUAGUGCCUUUGCUUCCAAUGUUUGCAUUUUUUUUAAUUGUCCCUCACUGAAGUAUAUUUGCUGUUUGUUUCAUAUUUAACCCUUUAUGUACCUUUUCACGUCGAUUAGAGAGUUUUAUUUUGGGUAUCAGAUUCACACUGCAGUUGGAAAAGAGUUGUACAGAAUUGUUGAAUACUUCAAAAGUUGCAUUUUUUUUAUUAUUAGUUAAAAAGUUUGGGCUCUCAACAGGUUAUGACGAUUUAAGAUUUGAAGCUGGUGUAUUCUACAAAAAAAAUAAUAGUUUUCCGUUGAUUUGGCAGAGUUAAUUUGAAAAUCUACCAUACAAAUUUUAGUUCAUCAUAUACAUGUAUAAUCAAUUAUUUGAACUCUUAAUGUGCUACGUCAACUCUGUUUUAUUUUCCCAAAAUAUCCUUAGGCUCUAAUAGAAGGAAUGAAAUGAAACCUGCCAGAGUUGCCACUAGUGCUGCAUGAAACUUAGCAUUUUAAUAUACAAAUUAUUUGACAUUUUAUAAUGCAAUUCUUGAUUAUUUUUUUUUAAUGAGUUUUGUUUUACCAAAUGCUUUUAUCUUGUGUGCACCAGAUUAACACUGGAGUGUCCCAUUAUCAGGUUUCUUUUGAACUAUGGCCUUUAUUUGGUCAGUUGCAGCUUAUGAAGUUUCAAGUGGAUUUGUGCUAAGGAUGAGAGAACUAUUAGGAUUUGAUUAGUGCCUUAAAAGGAGGAAAUUCAUAUUGCCAAUCGAACUUUCCUUCCUAAUUGUUGCAACAGGUGUCACACUAUUUAAAAAUGCCACACUGGUGAUAUUUUUGACAUUUUUCAUAUCCACGUAAAUAAAUAUAUUAAAAUAUAUAAUGAGGAAAUGCCACUAAAUAGAGCAGUGGGAAAAGUGGGCAUUGAAUUACAAAGGAAUAAAAGGCAUGUUUAAUCAGAAUGGUUUGCUCAUCCUUAAUACAUCUCUGGCUGCAAUAUAUAUACAUAUAUAUAUAUAGUAUAUAUACAUAUAUAUGCAUAGCCCUUACAUAUAUACACACAUAUAUGUGUGUAUGUGUGUGUAUAUAUAUGUGUGGGUGUGUGUGUGUGUAUAUAUAUAUCCCUUACAAGCAACAAGGUAUGGACUGGUAUUGUACCAGGAGUGAGUGGAUUUCAAGGCUUAGUUAGUUGUUCCAUCAUGGAAUGUUCUCUGUCCACCUUGUCACUUGGUGGAUUUGGAUAGUGUAUCCUAAUGGAGAUUCAGCCCUGCAGUUCCCUGGAUUUUCUGGCAGUUUAAUAAUGCACCUAGACGGGGGAAAAAACUGCUUGUGUUUUUAUAUCUCUAAAUCUUUAAACAUUUUACUUCUUAGUACGUGUUUUCUUACACCAGGUCCUAGUGUCCUGAGGCUGCUGUGACCCAGCCAUCAGUGAGAACAUAGAUCCACCCAGAGUUUGGAGACCCUGUCUGCCGUUCACCUUUUACACCAGGGCUUGUAUGAUCAAAGGAAACUAUUGAAGUCUCCAAGCCCAGAAAGAAAAGUUAUUUUAUUUUAUUUAAAAAAUAAAACAAACACAAAUAGGAAUUGCAUUUUUUAAACCAUGGCCUGCAGUUACCCGCUCUGCCAAUUGAAGCUACGGAAGACUGUUACAUUAGACUGGUCUAAAUAGAG